Molecule: messenger RNA, 596 nt
Organism: Saccostrea cuccullata (small rock oyster)
Lineage: Eukaryota; Metazoa; Mollusca; Bivalvia; Ostreida; Ostreidae
Exons: 3
Coding region: 8-316 (102 amino acids)
Source: RefSeq, a predicted model, not a curated record
GAAAAGUAUGGCAGACGAUAAAUCAAGUUUAUUAAAAGGAAAACAGAAUGACCUGGAACAGGGAAUUUAUUAUGAACAAUCGCCUGCAACCAUCAGCAUCAUACUUAGCAUGGUCCGAGGGACAGAGCUUGGAACCUAUGGCGGCGGACAUUUCAUGCUUGGCAUAACUCUUAUAGGGUUCGUGGUUCUGGAAAUAUUCAUGAUAGUUUUUAUUCGGAGAGGCGAUUUACCGAAAGAGAAGACAUGGUUUCUGUACUUUGUUGGGGGAUGUGUUAUACUUGAAGCAAUAUUUACAGACAUCCUAUUGUAUCAAUGAAAACUUUUUUAUUCAAAAAGAAAAAAAUGUGACUAAAUUAUUCCCGAUCUUUUUCAUGAAAAGUUAAAAUCAACUGUAAUUAAUGAGUUAGCACAAUUAUUUCCUACUAAAUAUGCAUAUUGUUUUGUUUUUAUUUCGUUUUCCUAUCACAUAAUGUCGUUUGUUUGUUUGUUUGUUUGUUCGUUUUUUAUGGAAUGCCAAAUGAUAUCCAGUGUACAUAAAGAGUUAUAUUUCUUUGUUUUUGUUUUCGAAAAUGUUAAAUUUCAAAUUAUUUUUAUGU